Rangifer tarandus platyrhynchus (Svalbard reindeer) is the source of this 2817-nucleotide messenger RNA. Lineage: Eukaryota; Metazoa; Chordata; Mammalia; Artiodactyla; Cervidae. The record is from the annotation of a GenBank genome assembly.
AUGGGCCGCCCCGAGCGGGGCGCGCUCCGGCCGCUGGCGCUGCUGCUGCUGCUGCUGCAGCUUCAGCAUCGCGCGGCGGCGGCAGCGGAUCCACUGCGCGGCGGCCAAGGGUCGGUCAAGGAGUGCGAAGAGAACCAGUUCCGGUGCCGAAACGAGCGCUGCAUCCCCUCCGUGUGGAGGUGCGACGAGGACGACGACUGCUCCGAUAACAGUGACGAGGACGACUGCCCCAAGAAGACCUGUGCAGACAGCGACUUCACCUGUAAUGACGGCCACUGCAUCCGAGAGCGGUGGAAGUGUGAUGGCGAGGAGGACUGUUCAGACGGCUCCGACGAGUCGGAGGCCACGUGCACCAAGCAGGUGUGUCCUGCAGAGAAGCUGAGCUGCGGACCCUCCAGCCACAAGUGUGUGCCGGCCUCGUGGCGCUGUGAUGGGGAGAAGGACUGCGAGAGCGGAGCGGAUGAGGCUGGAUGUGCCACGUUGUGCGCCCCGCACGAGUUCCAGUGCAGCAACCGCUCGUGCCUGGCCGCCGUGUUCGUGUGCGACGGCGACGACGACUGCGGCGACGGCAGCGACGAGCGCGGCUGCGCCGACCCGGCCUGCGGGCCCCGCGAGUUCCGCUGCGGCGGCGACGGCGGCGCCUGCAUCCCCGAGCGCUGGGUCUGCGACCGCCAGUUCGACUGCGAGGACCGCUCGGACGAGGCGGCCGAGCUGUGCGGCCGCGCGGGGCCCCGGGCCACGCCCGCGCCCGCCGCCUGCGCCGCCGCCGCCCAGUUCGCCUGCCGCAGCGGCGAGUGCGUGCACCUGAGCUGGCGCUGCGACGGUGACCGCGACUGCAAGGACAAGUCGGACGAGGCCGACUGCCCGCUGGGCACCUGCCGUGGAGACGAGUUCCGGUGCGGGGAUGGGACUUGUGUGCCUGCCAUCAAGCGCUGCAACCAGGAGCAGGACUGUCCAGACGGGAGUGACGAAACUGGCUGCCUGCAGGAGUCAACAUGUGAGGGUCCCCGCAGAUUUCAGUGUAAGAGUGGCGAGUGCGUGGACGGCAGGAAAGUGUGUGAUGCUCAGAGGGACUGCCGGGACUGGUCGGAUGAGCCUCUGAAAGAGUGUGGCCUGAACGAGUGUCUGCAUAACAAUGGCGGCUGUUCCCACAUCUGCACUGACCUUAAGAUUGGCUUUGAGUGCACAUGCCCUGCAGGCUACCAGCUCCUGGACCAGAAGACCUGUGGCGACAUCGACGAGUGUGAGGACCCAGAUGCCUGCAGCCAGAUCUGUGUCAAUUACAAGGGCUACUUUAAAUGCGAGUGCCACCCUGGCUACGAGAUGGACACGCUGACCAGGAACUGCAAGGCCGUCGGUCAAAGCCCAUCCCUGAUCUUCACCAACCGGCACGAAGUGCGGAGGAUAGACCUGGUAAAGCGGGACUACUCACGGCUCAUCCCCAUGCUCAAGAACGUCGUGGCGCUGGACGUUGAAGUUGCCGCCAAUCGCAUCUACUGGUGUGACCUCUCCUAUCGCAAGAUCUACAGCGCCUACAUGGACAAAGCCAGCAACCCCGUGGAGCAGGAUGUCCUCAUUGACGAGCAGCUGCACUCUCCCGAGGGCCUGGCGGUGGACUGGGUCCACAAGCACAUUUACUGGACCGACUCCGGCAACAAGACCAUCUCCGUGGCCACAGUCGACGGCAAACGCCGAUGUACUCUCUUCAGCCGCAACCUCAGCGAACCCCGGGCCAUUGCCGUCGACCCCCUGCGAGGGUUCAUGUAUUGGUCUGACUGGGGGUUCCAGGCCAAGAUUGAGAAGUCCGGGCUCAACGGUGUGGGCCGGCAGACACUGGUGUCGGACGGUAUUGAGUGGCCCAACGGAAUCACCCUGGAUUUGCUGACCCAGCGCUUGUACUGGGUGGACUCCAAGCUGCACCAGCUCUCCAGCAUCGACUUCAGCGGAGGCAACAGGAAGAUGCUGAUUUCCUCCCCUGACUUCCUGAGCCACCCUUUUGGGAUAGCUGUGUUUGAGGACAAGGUGUUCUGGACAGACCUGGAGAAUGAGGCCAUUUUCAGUGCAAAUCGGCUCAAUGGCCUGGAAAUCUCCGUCCUAGCUGAGAACCUCAACAACCCACAUGAUAUCGUCAUCUUCCAUGAGCUGAAGCAGCCAAGAGCUGCAGAUGCCUGCGAGCUGAGUGCCCAGCCCAACGGAGGCUGUGAGUACCUGUGCCUUCCUGCUCCUCAGAUCUCCAGCCACUCCCCCAAGUACACGUGUGCCUGUCCUGACACAAUGUGGCUGGGCCCUGACGUGAAGAGGUGCUACCGAGCACCUCAGUCUACCUCAACUACGACGUUAGCCUCCACCACAGCGAGGACACCAGCCGACACCAGCAGAGCCCCUGGGACCACCCUCCACAGCCCCACCUACCAGAACCACAGCGCAGGGACACCGAGCCUGGCCGCCGCGGCCCCAAGCUCAGUUAGCGUCCCCAGGGCUCCCGGCGUCAGCCCGUCCACCCCAAGCCCUGCAACCAGCAACCACUCCCAACACUAUGGGAAUGAAGGUGGAAAGAUGGGCUCCACAGUCACAGCCGCUGUCGUUGGGAUCAUCGUGCCCAUGGUGGUCAUAGCCCUGCUGUGCAUGAGUGGCUACCUGAUCUGGAGAAACUGGAAGCGGAAGAAUACCAAAAGCAUGAAUUUCGACAAUCCAGUGUACAGGAAAACUACCGAAGAAGAGGAGGAGGAUGAGCUCCACAUAGGGAGGACUGCUCAGAUUGGCCAUGUCUAUCCAGCACGAGUGGCAUUAAGCCUUGAAGAUGAUGGACUGCCCUGA